Molecule: messenger RNA, 825 nt
Organism: Pisolithus orientalis
Lineage: Eukaryota; Fungi; Basidiomycota; Agaricomycetes; Boletales; Pisolithaceae
Exons: 4
Source: RefSeq, a predicted model, not a curated record
AAAGUUGUCGAUAUGGUCUUGCCCAUUGCUGCGACAGUAGUCACUUCAUUCCGUUUGUUCCUGCGAAUGCGACAAGGCCAUCUCUGGCUAGACGAUGCAUGGGCAACACUUGCCAUGGUAUUCAAUGUCAGUUUUUUAGUAGUUGACUGGUUGUACCUACGUGACUAUGGUGAUGUGGCGUCAUCCAGGAUCUCGAUUUUAUUCACGGUCGUGCGAUUGACUUUCCCUGGCUCACUACGGAGCUGGCUAGUACGCACCGCCAUCAUGUUUAUAUUUGCAUGGAUGAUCCUUGGCGCGCAAAUUUUUUGGACCUGUGAAGCAGAAAGUAGUUGGAAAACACAACCACGCCCUCAGUGCGACAUAGGUAGGAACGUUGCAAUUGCGCAGAUAAUUACCGACGUGCUCAGCGACAUGAUCUUAAUACUAGCGCCAUUCCGUCUGAUUUACAAAGUCAGACUCACAAAGGCUCAGAAGAUCCGGCUCCUGUCUGUGUUUUCGACAUCUGCUAUUACCACUAUCGUCAGCCUCGUCCAUGCAUAUUACGUGCUUACUGACGGUGGGCUGAAAGUAAUCUUAGCUGCCAUAGUUGAGGUAUCAGUUAGCUUGAUUGUGGCGAACUUGAGCGUAGUUGUCGCAUUCCUCUUCCGCAUUAGCACUGAAGAAACUUCAACCCCUGCUUCGCUGGAGCUCAAGUCCAUAAUCACCUUCGGCUCGCUCCCUAUUCGGGAAAGAACACAACUUGGUCCUUCAACGAUGGUGAUUGGGAUUGAAACCACGACAAUCCAACUGGAUGACUUUCAAUGCAUCUCCCAAGGAAGCGGCUAG